Messenger RNA from Habropoda laboriosa, 1350 nucleotides. Its product is annotated as potassium/sodium hyperpolarization-activated cyclic nucleotide-gated channel 3-like. The annotation marks the transcript as partial. The transcript is spliced from 7 exons. NCBI's taxonomy places the organism in Eukaryota, Metazoa, Arthropoda, Insecta, Hymenoptera, Apidae. The record is from RefSeq and is a predicted model, not a curated record.
AUGUCAGAUGAUCCGCUCUCUACAAUCGCCGCGAAAAAUUUCUCAUGCAAAGAAGCAUGGUUUCACAUGUUCAAGAUUAACAGGAACACACCAAGAACGAAAAUGUACAUCGACAGCAUGGCUGCUUUCUCUGCUGAGAAGAGAAGGCAUGCUGAGUUAAAUUUCAAAUGGAUCAUUCACCCUUUUAGUAGUUGGAGAUUCAUAUGGGACGUGAUCAUGACAGUUGUAUACAUGUUGUCCUUCCUGACGAUCCCAUUCUCGGUUUCCUUUAUCGUAAUGAGACACGAUGAACUGCAGCUGGACAAAUUCAAUUUCCUGAUUUACACGUUUUGCUGGUUGGAUAUAGUCUGCAAUUGCAUGACUGGAUAUUACGAUAAGAAACAGAUACGAAUUGAACUGAAACCGUUGAAGAUAUUCACACAUUAUCUAAAGACCUUCCUUAUACCCGACGUCCUUUCCUCUCUGCCAUGGGAUCACAUAACGUUGCCAUGGAGGGCUCUUCCUGGAAAAGACUCCAAUCAUAUAAUCACUUUGCUCAAUCUUCUACCUUGUUUAAAGCUGAUACGUUACAGCUACGUGAAUUGGCAAAUUUUCGAACAGUUUACACAUUUAGAAGUAAUGUAUUUUUACUUCGAAAUGUUCAGCACACCUCUUCUGGGAUUUUACAUAAUAUUCUGGGCUUCGUGUCUGUGUUACUUAAUACCAGUGUUGGUUCUGCAUUUCGGUCAUUACUCACCUGACGAAUGCCCGGAAUGUUGGAUAACAGGAUUGGAGAGCAACAGCGCAGCUUUUCGAUUUCAAUACGCGCUCUUCAUCGUCGUGGAAAAAAUAUCAGCUAGUGCUUAUGGUUCUUACGUGCCUAGAACAGACGGACACGUUAUACUGAGUUGCUCUCUUAUGAUGAUUGGCAGAGUGCUCGAAUGUUACAUCCUAGUGAUGCUCAUUCAGAUAAAAGCGGGAAGAAAGGAGUCGAAGUCGAAGUUUCAAGAAAUAAUAAACCAAGUGAGCGCGUACACGAGGCAAAAGCAAUUGCCGAAGCACAUGAGGAUUCGUCUCGUUGCUUACUAUUACUAUCGUUUCAGAAACAGUUACUUCCGCGAAAAAUCGAUUCAGGGUAAUCUGUCAGAACAACUGCGUCAGGAGAUUGCUCUUCAAUCGAGCCAUCGUUUAGUAGAAAACGUGGCGAUUUUUAAAACUCUACCGAAGUACAUUUUACGAUCCAUCGUGAAGAAUUUGAAAUUCGAACUUUAUCUACCGAACGAUGUGAUCGUUAAGGCUGGAGCUCAAGGGGACUGCAUGUUCUUUUUAUCCGCUGGAACUGUCGCUGUGCUAACACCCACUGGGAAAGAG